This is a messenger RNA of Peromyscus eremicus (cactus mouse), 2192 nucleotides long. RefSeq names its product follistatin (gene Fst). The record is from RefSeq and is a predicted model, not a curated record. The transcript is spliced from 6 exons. Bases 32 to 1066 code for a protein of 344 amino acids. Gene Ontology annotation, molecular function: protein binding; activin binding. Gene Ontology annotation, biological process: cell differentiation; multicellular organism development; negative regulation of activin receptor signaling pathway. NCBI's taxonomy places the organism in Eukaryota, Metazoa, Chordata, Mammalia, Rodentia, Cricetidae.
GCCGCGCUCCUCGUCCUGCGCCUGCCCCAGGAUGGUCUGCGCCAGGCACCAGCCCGGCGGGCUCUGCCUCCUGCUGCUGCUACUCUGCCAGUUCAUGGAGGACCGCAGCGCCCAGGCUGGGAAUUGCUGGCUCCGCCAAGCCAAGAACGGCCGCUGCCAGGUCCUGUAUAAGACCGAGCUGAGCAAAGAAGAGUGCUGCAGUACCGGCCGACUGAGCACCUCGUGGACCGAGGAGGACGUGAAUGACAACACUCUCUUCAAGUGGAUGAUUUUCAACGGGGGCGCCCCCAACUGCAUCCCCUGUAAAGAAACGUGUGAGAAUGUGGACUGCGGACCUGGAAAAAAAUGUCGUAUGAACAAGAAGAAUAAACCCCGCUGCGUCUGUGCCCCAGACUGUUCCAACAUCACCUGGAAGGGUCCAGUGUGUGGGCUGGAUGGGAAAACCUAUCGCAACGAAUGUGCACUCCUUAAGGCCAGAUGUAAAGAGCAGCCGGAACUGGAAGUUCAGUACCAGGGCAAAUGUAAAAAGACUUGCCGGGAUGUUUUCUGUCCAGGAAGCUCCACCUGUGUGGUGGACCAGACGAAUAAUGCCUACUGUGUGACCUGUAACCGGAUUUGCCCAGAGCCCUCCUCUGUGGAGCAGUACCUGUGCGGGAAUGAUGGAGUGACUUACUCUAGUGCCUGCCACCUGAGAAAGGCCACCUGCUUGCUGGGCAGAUCGAUUGGCUUAGCCUAUGAGGGAAAAUGUAUCAAAGCAAAGUCCUGUGACGACAUCCAGUGCGGUGGUGGAAAAAAAUGCCUGUGGGAUUUCAAAGUUGGCCGAGGCCGUUGCUCUCUCUGUGAUGAGCUCUGCCCGGAGAGUCAAUCGGAGGAGCCCGUCUGUGCCAGCGACAAUGCCACUUACGCCAGUGAGUGUGCCAUGAAGGAAGCGGCCUGCUCCUCUGGUGUGCUGCUUGAAGUGAAGCACUCCGGCUCUUGCAACUCCAUCUCAGAAGAUACGGAGGAAGAGGAGGAGGAAGAAGACCAGGACUACAGCUUUCCUAUCUCUUCCAUUCUAGAGUGGUAAACCCUCCAGCAGUGUUCAGUGUUGACAUAGCCCUUGGGCAAAACAAAACACAACAAAUGAAAGGAAAAAGGAAAAAAAAAAAAAGAAAGAAAAAAAGAUAGAAAAGAAAAUAACAAAAAGAAAAAAUAUAUUGUCCAUAAUGUAAAUAAGUGUAUGCUUAUUUAUUUGGGGGGAAAAGUAUACAUGAAAGGACCUUUGUCCUAAAGCUCUCUCCCAGGCCACAUUGUUACUCACAGGGGCCUGAAGAGAUUGUCAUUUUGUGGUCUACUGGAUGAGGCCUAUAGUUGAGACGUGUAGACGUUUAUUUAUACUGUGUCAUGUUUUAUAAUUUAUACAUAAAAUGUCUGGUUGACUGUACACCUUGUUUUUGAAGAAAUUUAUUCGUGAAAGGAAGAGCAGUUGUUAUUUAUUGUGAGGUCUCUUGCUUGUAAAGUAAAACCGUUUUUUUCCCCCUUGUAAACCAUUGAAGUCCAUUCCUUACAAUCCACUCACUCACCUGCCUUCUCUUCAUUUCACUGCUGUUAGAAUUUUUUUUCUUCCACUUUUUAACAAAUUUGCAUGUCAGUUCCUGUCAUGUUUAUUUAUUGGAUUCUCAGCGGCCUACUCUGUACAUACCUGAUCCUUCGGGUUUUGUUUACAAGGAAUCUUGACUGACCAAAAGGCAUUGUAACUCUGCCUCCGAUACCAGGUACAGAGGAUAUGCAUCUUGGAGGAAACGUCUGCUUCCGUUCCCUUGUUCUGACGAAAACGUUGUGAGAGAGGCUUUAAAAUUCUAGAAAUGUACUUUUAGGAUGUUACAGAUCCAAAGACCUAGUGAUGUGGGUGUCAGGAGACUAAACACAGGUGAAAGUUUCCUUUGAGGGAGUCGGCUGUACCUUUACAAUUAGUUCUUUUUCAACCAAUGUGUCACUAAAAGUUCCAUCAAAGCUUUAUCAGUUCAAGUUUCUUGCUUUUCAUAAUACUUUUUUCUGAUGCAAUUUUAUAUUUUCAAACAUGGCAAGUUAAAUAUAAAUUCAUUUAAAUAUAUAGUUUUGUACUUUUUCUACCAUGUAAAUGUGCAAUGUACAUAAAAGUUAUAAUGUGUAUUUGUAAAUAAACGAUGAGUGAAAAAAUAAAAAAAAUUUAA